Wallemia mellicola CBS 633.66 is the source of this 1016-nucleotide messenger RNA. RefSeq lists its product as hypothetical. Bases 1 to 660 code for a protein of 219 amino acids. Lineage: Eukaryota; Fungi; Basidiomycota; Wallemiomycetes; Wallemiales; Wallemiaceae. The record is from RefSeq and is a predicted model, not a curated record. The transcript has 3 exons.
AUGCCUUUACACUUUCUUGUGCUUGGGGGCACCGGUGCAAUAGGCACGCUUUUUACCCACAAGGCCUUAGUUGAAGGGCAUCGACUCACUUUAUAUGCUCGCAAUCCAUCAAAAUUGAGUGACUCACUACGUGCCCAGGAGAAAUUGGAUGUGAUAGAAGGAGAAUUGAGCGAUAUGGUAGCGCUAGAGACGGCAGCCAAAUGCGGUGCUGAUGCUUUCAUAUCUUGCGCCGGACCUCUCAGUGGAAGCCAAGGCACUCCUAUCACAGAUUGCUACGCCAAGCUGUUGCCGUUAUUGGCUUCCAAUGGAGUUCAUCGGGCGAUCAUGCUUUGUACACCUUCAUUCAGCCAACCAGAAGAUUCUUUCUCUCUAUUAUGGUCAUUUGGGAGGGUUUUCAUGCGACUUUUACAUUUCACAGAAUUUAAUGAGAUGGUUUCGGUUGGUGAGUUGGUUACACUCAGAUCUCCAGCGGAUAUGACAUGGACUUUGUUCCGUGUGGGGGGAUUGACAGACGGUGCUGAAAAAAACACAACAGCCACAAUGCUAGGUUCUGGUAAAGACCAUGUCACUAUCAGUCGGGAGAGCGUCGCAGCUUGGCUUUUGAAAGAGAUUAAGGAUAGUCAAUGGAAACUUAAGGCUCCAUAUAUCUGCAACACUUAGGUAGAGCAACUUAACAACGAUAUAAUUCCACUCCUUACAUGUACGAUUAUUCGGAGCGAUAUGAUAGAUACAAAUCACUAAUACUACAGCUGAAGCUAAACGAUGUGAUGGUGAUAGCGUGAAGUUCACUCGCCCAAGCGUGAAGACUCUAAGGAGCACACUCCUUUGAUGAGGUUAGAUGAAGUACAAGAGCUGGUUGUAAUGAUCUGGUAGAUGAUGUUACACAUACGUGUCUCAGAUUCUUCCAAGAUCCUUAGAUCCCUUGGAAGACAAUUAUAGAACUUGAGAGCUUUAAUAACUUCUAUAAAAUUAUCAAUAAUGGUUUUACAAAGAAAUGCAGCCAUAGCGGAAUCCGU